CAGCCGACUCUGUUCUCGUCAUUUCCAAUUUUCCAUAUUCACCCUUUCAAAAUCUUUCCAGGGUGUUGCUGACACAUUGACAUCUCAUAACGUGAAGGGUCAAAAUUGGGAAUAUAAUCACUCAUCUACCGACAACCACCACGUAUAUAAACUACGACAGCGUACAACUAGAAAACCACAGCGUACAUCUCACACCAAUUCAGACUAGGGUUUCUGAGAAUAGGUCGUCAAUCAUGGAUGCAGCAAGAGAAGUUGAAGGAUUUCUCGAUAAAAUCAAACCGCCUCGCCUCGAAGACGCGGGCCUUGAAGAUUGCGCAUUGCCACCGGAAUCCAUCAAGGAGGCAUUUCUCAAGGCCGCCACCGCUGUCCGAACAAUCAUCUCAGCACCCGAUGACGAAGAUGAAGGCCGUUGUGUGGACGAUCCAGUAGAAGGUUCCUCUGAUAUACUCGUGGGGAUCAAGGAGGGUGUAAAAUCCCCUCCUGGAAGAUGCUCCGCUGAGAAGGACGGCGGUUUGACGGAGGCGACUGGUGAUGAUGUGGUGGUUUCCAGCGGUAGUACGGAUGAUAAACCGGGUGAUUUGCUAGGAUCAAGUGUGCCGGAGGAUGGAAAGGCGGCUUGUGUUGAUGGAUUGCAGGGGUUGGAAAUUGGAGGAAAGCGUAGCGGUAUUCUGGACAAGAAAAUGAAGAAUGAGAAAGGAGAGGAUGAAGAAGAAGAAAAACCAAUUUUAGCGGAAGGUUAUGUGUGAAUUAUUAUGUAAUUUAUUAGACGGUAAUUUCUGUUUAGCACUAACGUUUUUCAAAUGCGUUGGUGCUAGGGUUUAAGGAAGUAUGUUUAAUGAUAUUUUUUUCUUGAUUUUUCAGUAUAGCAUAUGUCAUUUAUGUAUUUUAUCGAAAUCCUCUCCACCAUUCCAUUAUUGUUACUGUAUAGUAUUCUAACUUUAUGGUA
Messenger RNA from Olea europaea var. sylvestris, 946 nucleotides. RefSeq lists its product as uncharacterized. Bases 234 to 746 code for a protein of 170 amino acids. Lineage: Eukaryota; Viridiplantae; Streptophyta; Magnoliopsida; Lamiales; Oleaceae. The transcript has a single exon. The record is from RefSeq and is a predicted model, not a curated record.